Molecule: messenger RNA, 2126 nt
Organism: Oncorhynchus kisutch (coho salmon)
Lineage: Eukaryota; Metazoa; Chordata; Actinopteri; Salmoniformes; Salmonidae
Product: nephronectin
Exons: 13
Coding region: 301-2103 (600 amino acids)
Cellular component (GO): membrane
Molecular function (GO): calcium ion binding
Source: RefSeq, a predicted model, not a curated record
UAUGGACUCUGGCUUAUAACCGAUUAACCGCCACACCUUUACUCAUUUGGAUGGUCUGUUAAACCCUGAGAACGUCGUGAUUCCCAAAGCAGCCCACAGACGCACCGGAGCGUAUUGAACAACCAGGACAAAAACCGGGGAGGAGAGCAGGCUACAGUCUGGAUUCUCGUUCUGAGGAACGUUAUUACCUUGAAGAGACUAUUUUCCCUAUAAACAAGAGACGUUGAAUAGACAGAACAUAGUGAAUCUUUUACGGUGCAGCAGGCUACUAAUGUAUGUGAUUUUACUGAGGAAAAUACAAUGAGACUUUCUAGGAAGGAGUUGGUAUGGAUUAUUCAACUACUACUGCUGUGUCUGAGCUGCUCAGCAGGAGGGAUAGCUGAUUAUACACUUGACAACAGGUGGGCGGGCCAGGAGCUGUUGUCCAAUGGGCUGUGUCAGUACGGGACCAGGGUGGAGUGCUGCUGGGGCUGGAGAAGGGCUUCCUGGGGGCACUGCCAACCUCUGUGCCAACAGGAGUGUAAGCAUGGAGAGUGUGUCGGUCCGGAUAAAUGCACAUGCCAUCCAGGAUACACUGGCAAAACCUGCAAUCAAGAUCUGAAUGAAUGUGGGCUAAAGCCCAGACCAUGUAAACAUCGUUGUAUGAACACCCAGGGCAGCUACAAGUGUUACUGUCUGAAUGGAUACAUGCUGCAACCUGAUGGAACCUGCAGGAAUGCCCGUACCUGUGUCAGGGCCAACUGUCAGUACGGCUGUGAGGUUACCAAAGGGGUGGUGAGGUGCCAGUGUCCGUCUCCAGGGUUACGGCUGGGGCCAGACAGACGCACCUGUGUGGAUGUUGACGAGUGUGUGGCGGGUCGAGGGGUGUGUCCUCGGAACAGGAAGUGUCAGAACACCUUCGGCAGCUAUGUGUGUAAAUGUGACCAUGGUUACAAACUCACCUACAUCAACGGCAGAUACCACUGUAUAGAUAAGGAUUCUCGUUCCUUCUGCUCCCUCAACCCUGACUCUCCCAAGUGCCUCUGUAGAGAUGGGAAGGGAACGGACUGCUACCCUGUUGCCAAGGUCACCAUUGUUCCUCCUCAACCUAAAACCACACCCAGAUCUACAACGAGACCUACACCUAAACAAGCAACCAGACAUACAACCAGCCAGACAGCCAGACAGACAACUACAGUCAGACCUACUACUUCUGCUACGAUAGUGACUACAAACGCAGCAACCACUGCCAUGGCAAUAACUACCAGGGGACCUACCACCACGACAACCAUCAUUACGACAACCACCGUCCCAACAACCGUUCCCAUGACAACAACCUCUACUCAGCCAUUGACAACCACUACAACCCCUACUCCAACUGCCCUCUCCCCUACCACCCCCACCCCCAGCUCUACUCCCUCUACCUCCUCCCCUACCACCCCCAGUCCUCCUCCCUCUCCCAGCCCUCCUCCCUCUACCUCCUCCCCUACCAUCCCCAGCCCUCCUCCCACCACCCCCCUGGACAACCACAUUCAGAAGGUUGUUACCCAGAGACAAAGAGGAGAUGUUCACAUCCCCCGUCUUCCAGGAAGUGGAAACAGAGGGUUUGACUACGACAUUGAGCUGGGAAACACUACAGAGGACAACAGAGAUGAUCCAGGGGCCGGUGCUCUGAGCUGUUCAUUUGACCACGGUCUGUGUGGCUGGAUCAGAAACCGAGAUGGAGACCUGCACUGGGAGACAGCCAGCAGCCCUGCCGGUGGGCGGUACAUGUCUGUUCCAGAGGUAGGGGCGGGGAAAAGGAGCAUUCAAGGCGCACGAUUGGUCCUCCCCUUAACCCCGCCCUGGAGCGAGGGUCACUUGUGCUUCUCCUUCCGUCAUUGGCUAUCAGGUCACCAUGUGGGUGUGCUUCAGCUGUUCGUCAGGAGGAAGGGUUUGAGAUAUAGCCCCGCCCUCUGGAGCCGGACAGGGGGAGAAGGGUGGAGACAUACACAGAUCACACUGUGGAGAGCUGGCCUGGAGAGUGUCCUUCUGAAAGGAGAGAGGAGGCGUGGCCACAAAGGACAGAUGGGAUUGGACGACGUUAGCCUGAGGAGAGGGGCCUGCGGAGAAGAGAGACUCUAACACACACACAGACACUGGCACUG